AUGGCAACAUAUCAAACAGAGCUUGAUUUGUUCAAGAACGAAGUCGAGCAGAAACAACCUAAUGAUUUUUUGCAGUUUGCUGCGAACUAUUUUACCAAGAGGCUUGAACAACAGCGUACUUUUGUGAGGAAUCAGGAGUCUUUGGCUUUAAGUAAAGGGAUAGUGUUAUUUCCUAGCACUUCGAAGCAUGAUUCAGUAGCAGCUUCUUCUGCCUCUUUAUCACAUGGAAGCAGCAAAGCCAAUGCUUCACAGUCAGGUAUAAGUUCAAGCGGUGUCGAUGAAGAUGUUUUGUUUAAAUCACCUUUUGUUGACCGUGGCCCACAUUCUACACAUAUUGUUGACCACUUGGACUCAACUCAUUCUAACACAACUGCAUCUCCUGCAAAAGCAAGUGGCGGUGAUGCUCCAGGUAUAUUCAAGGGUAACUUCAACGUUGGCACGGAAUCUCAACGCAAAGUCAACUCAUCAGUGGAUCCCAUGGCCCCAGAACCAACAGCCACGACCCACAGCUUUCCAAGAAGAUCCGUGGUGAACCCUAAACCUUUGCCAAUCAACUUCAACGCUCAAAGACGUACUUCAGUAAGUGGAGAAACGUUGCAACCAGAUCAUUUGGAUGACUGGAAACCAGAAAACUUCCAAGAGAAAUCCCCUGAACAAGUUAGUAGGUUAGAGAAAGCUGUGGGUAAGAACUUCUUGUUCAAUAAACUAGACUCUGAUUCAAAGAAGCUCGUUAUCAACUCGUUGGAAGAAAAAUCAAUUCCUCAAGGUAAAGAAAUCAUCAAGCAAGGUGAUGAAGGUGAUUAUUUCUACAUUGUAGAAGACGGUACUGUGGAAUUUUACGUUAAUAAUCAAAAGGUCAAUACCUCUGGACCAGGUUCCUCAUUUGGUGAAUUGGCAUUGAUGUACAACAGUCCAAGAGCAGCUACAGUUAUUGCUUCCACAGACUGUAUACUAUGGGCUUUAGAUAGGUUAACGUUCAGGAGAAUUCUACUGGGAGGAUCUUUCAAGAAGAGAAUCUUGUAUGACGACCUAUUGAAGAAUAUCCCUAUUCUAAAGUCUUUGUCGACUUAUGACCGUGCCAAGCUAGCUGAUGCAUUAGAUACAGAAUACUAUGAAGCAGGUCAAACAAUAAUCAAAGAAGGUGAUACCGGUGAAAAUUUCUACUUCAUCGAAUACGGUGAAGCUGACGUCUCACAAGAAGGCAAAGGUGUCAUAACAAAGCUUGGCAAGGGUGAUUACUUCGGUGAAGUAGCUCUCUUGAAUGACUUACCAAGACAAGCGACUGUGACUGCCACUGCUAGAACUAAGGUUGCAACAUUAGGUAAGAGUGGUUUCCAAAGGUUAUUGGGACCUGUUGUGGAUGUUUUGAAACUUAAUGACCCCACUAGAUCGAAACAUUAA
Kluyveromyces lactis is the source of this 1401-nucleotide messenger RNA. It is a transcript of the gene BCY1, whose product is annotated as cAMP-dependent protein kinase regulatory subunit BCY1. Gene Ontology annotation, molecular function: cAMP-dependent protein kinase regulator activity. The transcript has a single exon. Bases 1 to 1401 code for a protein of 466 amino acids. NCBI's taxonomy places the organism in Eukaryota, Fungi, Ascomycota, Saccharomycetes, Saccharomycetales, Saccharomycetaceae. Gene Ontology annotation, cellular component: cAMP-dependent protein kinase complex; nucleus. The record is from RefSeq and is a predicted model, not a curated record. Gene Ontology annotation, biological process: regulation of protein phosphorylation.